AUGGCAACAGAGCCUGUGCCAAAACAACUUCCCGACAAGUGGCAGCACGAUCUUUUCGACAGUGGCUUCGGGGGUGGUGCCGGCGUGGAGACGGGUGGGAAACUGCUGGUGUCCAAUCUGGAUUUUGGAGUUUCAGACGCCGAUAUUCAGGAACUCUUUGCUGAAUUUGGAACGCUGAAGAAGGCGGCUGUGCACUAUGAUCGCUCUGGCCGCAGCUUAGGAACAGCAGACGUGCACUUUGAGCGGAAGGCAGAUGCCCUGAAGGCCAUGAAGCAGUACAACGGUGUCCCUCUGGAUGGCCGCCCCAUGAACAUUCAGCUUGUCACAUCACAGAUUGAUACACAGCGGAGACCUGCACAGAGCGUAAACAGAGGUGGCAUGACUAGAAACCGUGGCGCUGGAGGUUUUGGUGGCGGUGGAGGCACUCGGAGGGGCACCCGUGGAGGCGCCCGUGGAAGAGGCAGAGGUGCCGGCAGAAAUUCAAAGCAGCAGCUUUCGGCAGAGGAGCUGGAUGCCCAGCUGGACGCCUAUAAUGCGAGAAUGGACACCAGUUAAACAGACCGGCAAAUCCGCGUGUGGAACAGGACCCAGGCGUUUCCUCUUGCUCCCUGGUCGGGGGUGGGCGGUAGCUGGGGCUGUGCGGCCAAUGAUGGAUUUGUUUCUUUUAUGUUUUAAAAUAGGAUUUAAAAACUCAUGUAAAGGUUUUUUUUUUUUUUCUUCCUUUUUUUUUUUUUUUUUAAAUUCUGAAACAGACCUGUUUUGUACCGAGUUAUUUUUGGGAUAAAUUUUACCGGUUGCUGUUGUGGAGAAGGUGGCGUUUCCACCUUUUCCAUAAUAAAAUAGAAAUGUGUGUAGAACUGGAA
This is a messenger RNA of Mandrillus leucophaeus (drill), 863 nucleotides long. RefSeq names its product Aly/REF export factor (gene ALYREF). The transcript is spliced from 6 exons. The record is from RefSeq and is a predicted model, not a curated record. Bases 1 to 555 code for a protein of 184 amino acids. Gene Ontology annotation, biological process: mRNA export from nucleus. Gene Ontology annotation, cellular component: nucleus. Gene Ontology annotation, molecular function: mRNA binding. Lineage: Eukaryota; Metazoa; Chordata; Mammalia; Primates; Cercopithecidae.